UCCCGCUUUCUCAGGGCUUGCGGGGGACUUCCGGUUACUUAGCUUCUGCUGGAGGCUGCGCGUUCUGUCCGGGACUCCGCGUGUGCCCCCGAGCGCAGGGUCCUGGGCCGGCAGCAAGUGGGCUACAUGUCGUCCCCGCAGGCCCUAGAGGACGAACAGGGCGGCGGCGAUCCACCCAGGGACCUCCGCAGCGUCCUGGUCACCAGCGUGCUCAACCUCGAGCUGCUGGACGAGGAUCUCUUCAGAGGAAGGCAUUACUGGGUACCCUCAACCCAGCGGCUGUUUGGGGGUCAGAUCGUGGGCCAGGCUUUGGUGGCUGCAGCCAAGUCUGUGAGUGAAGAUGUCCACGUGCAUUCCCUGCACUGUUACUUUGUUCGGAAAGGGGACCCGAAGGUGCCGGUGCUGUACCAGGUGGAACGGACACGAACAGGGGUGAGCUUCUCCGUGCGCUCCGUGAAGGCUGUGCAACACGGCAGGCCCAUCUUCAUCUGCCAGGUCUCCUUCCAGAAGGCCCAGCCCAGCCCUGUGCAGCACCAGUUCUCCAUGCCUACCGUGCCCCCGCCGGAAGAGCUGCUUGGCCAUGAGGCCCUCAUUAACCAGUAUUUAAGGGACCCUAACCUCCAAGAGAAGUACCGAGUGGGGCUGAACCGAAUUGCUGCCCAGGAGGUGCCCAUUGAGAUCAAGCUGGUAAACCUACCCACUCUGAGCCAGCUGCAGAGCAUGGAGCCCAAACAGAUGUUCUGGGUGCGAGCCCGGGGCUACAUUGGGGAGGGCGACAUGAAGAUGCACUGCUGCGUGGCAGCCUAUAUCUCGGACUAUGCCUUCCUGGGCACAGCACUGCUGCCCCACCAGUGGCAGCACAAGGUGCACUUCAUGGUCUCCUUGGAUCACUCCAUGUGGUUCCACGCCCCUUUCCGAGCUGACCACUGGAUGCUCUAUGAGUGUGAGAGCCCCUGGGCCGGUGGCUCCCGGGGCCUAGUUCAUGGGCGGCUGUGGCGUCGGGACGGGGUCCUGGCUAUGUCCUGUGCCCAGGAGGGCGUGAUCCGAGUGAAGCCCCGGGACUCAAAGAGCAAGCUGUAGCCAGAGGUACCAGCUUGGUCUGGGGCUUCAAGGAUCUCCCUUCUCCCCCGACUCCUGAGGCAGGAGUUACCAUCCAGGGCUGGGCCUUUGGUCCUGAACAUGGAAUAAAGAGACUUAUACCAGUGGA
Molecule: messenger RNA, 1207 nt
Organism: Balaenoptera musculus (blue whale)
Lineage: Eukaryota; Metazoa; Chordata; Mammalia; Artiodactyla; Balaenopteridae
Gene: ACOT8
Product: acyl-CoA thioesterase 8
Exons: 6
Coding region: 127-1080 (317 amino acids)
Biological process (GO): acyl-CoA metabolic process; fatty acid catabolic process
Cellular component (GO): peroxisomal matrix
Molecular function (GO): fatty acyl-CoA hydrolase activity
Source: RefSeq, a predicted model, not a curated record